Messenger RNA from Cyclopterus lumpus (lumpfish), 1871 nucleotides. RefSeq names its product RAD9 checkpoint clamp component B (gene rad9b). The coding region runs from base 310 to 1293 and encodes 327 amino acids. The transcript has 11 exons. Gene Ontology annotation, cellular component: checkpoint clamp complex. The record is from RefSeq and is a predicted model, not a curated record. Lineage: Eukaryota; Metazoa; Chordata; Actinopteri; Perciformes; Cyclopteridae. Gene Ontology annotation, biological process: mitotic intra-S DNA damage checkpoint signaling; cellular response to ionizing radiation; DNA replication checkpoint signaling.
GCGCAGAGUCUCGUGACGAACUGGUGAACUAACGGUGAACGUGACAUCAGCGAAAAUGAAUUGCGUCCUCGAAGGAAGUGGUGUAAAAGGCUUUGUUGUGUUGCAGCAUUUGGAAAGGCUGUUCAUGCCCUGUCACGGAUUGGAGAUGAGCUGUGGUUGGAUCCCACAGUGAGAGGGCUGGCACUGAGAUCAGUGAAUUCUGCUCAUUCUGCGUACGCCUGCUUCCUCUUCUCACCGCUGUUCUUCCAGCACUACAGCCUGGGAUCAGUAUCAGAGCAAGGCCGCGAAAUAAUCAAUUGCAAACUGUUCAUGAAGUCAGUUCUACCUCUUUUCCGGUGUUUGACUUCGAUUGAGCGUAAUGUGGAGCGAUGUCAGAUAUCAAUCACACCCCCCAAUGACCAAGUGAUGAUCCAGUUUUUCUGCAGGCAUGGCAUCACUAAGACCCACAACCUAUGUUUCCAGGAGAGUGAAGCUCUGCAGGCAGUGUUUGCCUCACACCUCUCUCCCAAUGUGCUGAAAGCUCCUGCCAGGCUCCUUAGUGAUAUGGUGAUGCAUUUCCCAGUGUCCCAGGAGGAAAUCACUCUGUCUAUGACUCCUCUGAGAGUCAGCCUGAGAAAUUACUAUGAGGGGGGAGAUGAUCACAUGAAGAAUAUGUACACCGAGAUGUCCUUACAUCCAGACGAGUUUGACUACUUUCAGAUCGGAGUGGAGUCAGAUAUAACCUUCUGUCUGAAGGAGUUGAGGGGUUUACUGUCCUUUGCAGAGUCGCAUUGCCUUCCAGUGUCUGUCCACUUUGGUGCUGCAGGAAAGCCUGUAUGCUUCUCUGUGGAGGACAUGGUCCUGGAGGCGACUGUGGUGCUGGCUACUCUGAUCGACUCUGAAAGCAGGGGCCCCUCUCAGCCUACGGAGACACUGGCCCCUACUACACCCAGUUGUGCUGAUGCUGCUGCUGCUGUUCUACCUGUGGGUUCAUGUGAGGCAGACAGCCGAAAGCCUCAGGAUAUUGCUGCUGUGAUGGAGCUGAUAGCAUCCAGCCAGGGGAGCCCUAUAAUCAACCCACCUGCUCUGAUGCUGCUUCUGCCUCAGAUCGAUGACUCCAACAAGCUCAGUGUAGCUGAUGAGGCCUGUCACAGUGCCACCACAACACCUGCUUCCUCCACGAUCUGCUCCCUCCUGUUCAGGGCCUUGUCGUCUGAGGACAAUGACGGUUGUGCUGCCAGACUGCCUGUUCUUGCAUUUCACAGUGACGAAGAGGAGGAAGACUACACAAGAGAACAGAGCUGUUACACAUGACUUCAUUUCUCACCUCAAGUUUUUGUGAUACUUCCACAACAUUCAACUGUAGGCAGAAUGAAAUGUAUAUUUAUGUACUUUGAAUUCAAGAGAUUGAAUUUUAAAAAGUUGCUUUGUUUGUUUGUUUGAAUUGUUUUCAAAGUGUUCGGUUUCCCCAAAAUGUCCAGUUGGAAACCCUGGAAAAUGUUUUUAGAAUUAUUUAUUCAAAUGAUACAUAAAUGUAUUUAUUUUGGCAAUUUCAGUGUGUGAAAUGUGUUUGUCCUUGUAUGAAAGGCGGAAAAAAGACUAUUUGGUCUGCUGAUGAACAUCUGAAGAAUGUGGGAGUAUUGUCACACACACACUUACUUACUUUCUGGCAGAACAGCCUGAGUUCAGUGAGGUAAACACACUGGAUGCAGAGCUAAUGUGAUAAUGUCAAGAUGGGACAACCCAUGGAGGCAUCCAGAAGGAAACGCCUCUGCAGUGUAUAGUUUAAAACUCAAGCGUGCCAGAUAGUCUUGAUCCAAAACCAACUGCAAGUUUGUGCACAUGUCAAGGCCAUCAAAUACAACCGGAUAAUAAAUACUAUACUCUUUAUU